Messenger RNA from Striga asiatica, 1252 nucleotides. The record is from the annotation of a GenBank genome assembly. Lineage: Eukaryota; Viridiplantae; Streptophyta; Magnoliopsida; Lamiales; Orobanchaceae.
AUAAAGACUGGAAAACAGCAUAACACACAUUCAUUAUUACAUACAUCCAUCAAAAAACCUCUGCUCAUCAAAACCCAACCAUACUAACAAGAGCAUUCCAAUAAACCUCGAAAUUACUAUUAUGGAUCCCUGCCCCUUUGUCCGAUUAAUCGUUGAAUCCCUAUCCCUCAAAAUCCCCUCCGCCGCCGGACCCGCCGGCUCAGGCGUCCACCCGUCCGCCACCCCUUGCUACGCCCAAAUCAAGCUCAAAAAAUUCCCUUCCCAAACUGCCCUCGUCCCACUCCCACUCGCCGCCCCAUCGGAAUCCCCCUUCGCCGCCGCCUCCGCCGCCGCAUUCCACCUCGGCCCGGACGCCCUCCGGACCCUCUCCUCCGUCGCGCUCAAGAUCGCGGUCUUCACGGGGCGUACGGGCCGCACGUGCGGGAUCACGCGCGGCAAGCCCGUGGGCUCGGUCCGGGUGCGGAUCGACUUGGGCCAGGCCCAGAUGGGGCCCAUCGUGUGCCAGAACGGGUGGUUGAAGCUCGGCGGGGAGGGGGCGGCGGCCCUGCAUGUGAAGGUCCGGUCCGAACCGGAUCCUCGGUUCGUGUUCCAGUUCGGGGGUGAACCGGAGAUGAGCCCGGUCGUGUUCCAGAUUCAGGGGAACAUCAGACAGCCGGUUUUCAGCUGUAAGUUCAGCGCCGGCCGGAAUAAUCGGUCACGCCGGCUGAGCUGGCUGAGGCGGACCCUCUCGAGCGACAAGGACGGGCCCGUGGGCCCGCGCAAGGGGUGGAUGAUGACUGUGCACGACCUGUCGGGCUCGGCCGUGGCCGCCGCCUCCAUGAUCACGCCGUUCGUCCCGUCUCGUGGGUCCCAGCGAGUCUCCCGGUCGAGCCCCGGCGCGUGGCUCGUCCUCCGGCCCUCCCCUUCCGGGUGGAAGCCGUGGGGCCGACUGGAGGCCUGGCGGGAGAGGGGGGAUGCCAUGGGUUACAGGUUCGAGCUCGUGGGCAGUUCUCCCGUCUCGGAAGGGACCAUCAGUGCCAGGAAAGGCGGUAGGUUCUGCAUCGGUGGUGGGGGCUCGUUGGGGUUCGUGAUGGGGUCGAGCGUGGGAGGGGAAAGGGGUGCGAGCGGGCCCCCCGGGGUGGAGGUAGGGGUGCGCCACGUGGCGGAGGCUGCAUUGUUCGUGGCUCUCUCGGCUGCGGCCGACCUCAGCGUGGAAGCGUGCAGACCGUUUUCGGGGAAGUUGAGGAGGGAGUUUGGAGGGGAGGAGCACGAA